AUGUUGUUCACAAAGUCGAUUCUUCUCGGCCUCGCUGCCCUGGCAGUCGGUCACCCUGGACACGAAGAGGAAGAGCGUCUUCAGGCUGUCAAUGCCCGCGCCGCCACGGCUCGCACCAGACGGGCUCUCGAAGGCUGCACUUCCCAGCUCGAGGCCCGAGGUGUCUAUGCGCGUGCUAUGGAACGUCGCAGGGCUGCUGUUGAAGCCCACCGCAUUGCCAAGCGAAUCCCGUUGGAUACUCCCUACACUAUGAGCAACAACCGAAUGGCUAAGCGCAACACCACCGACGUCCUCAAUAAGGAUCACCAAGGCGACCUUAACGCCUCCGUGGCCAUUGAUGACCCGUCCUACGUCUUCAACAGCACUACCUGCACGGUACUGAACCCAGAGGGUGAGGUCGGGCCGUUUUACGUCCUCGGGGAAUACAUUCGUUCCGAUUUGGUGACAAAUGAGGCCGGCGUGGCUGGCAUACCUUUCGUCGCUGAUAUCCAGUUCAUCAACGUGGAUACCUGCGAGCCUCUAGUCGAUGUCUGGGCAGAUGUUUGGUCGUGUAACGCCACCGGUGUCUACGGAGGUGUUCAAUCCAGCAUGAAUGGAAACCCAUCGGAUGCCACGAACCUUAAUAACACUGCUCUGCGUGGCAUCCAAAAGUCGGACUCUGAUGGGGUUGUCCAAUUUUCUUCCAUCUUCCCGGGCCACUAUGGGGGCCGCACCACUCAUCAGCAUAUUGUUGUACACGAGAACGCCACCGUCCAGUCGAAUGGGACCCUCACCGGCGGGUCGGUUCCACACAUUGGUCAGGUCUUCUGGGACCAGUCACUCAUUACGGAGAUUGAGGCUUUGAGCCCAUAUAGCGAGAACACCGCCCGGCUGACACCCAACUCUGAAGACCACGUCUUCGGCCAACAGGAAACGGAAGGUACCGAUUCGGACCCGGUCUACAACUAUGUUUACUUCAGUGACGAUGUCAACGAUGGCCUAUUUGGGUGGAUUGUAAUUGGAAUCAAUCCCUCUGCUUCGUACACCCCAACUUACUCUUUCGCCUUGACCGAGGGCGGUGGCGUGGCUGUUGGCAAUGGUGGCGGAGGUGGCGGCCCUGGCGGCCCUCCUCCCUCCUCCUAA
Molecule: messenger RNA, 1122 nt
Organism: Diaporthe amygdali
Lineage: Eukaryota; Fungi; Ascomycota; Sordariomycetes; Diaporthales; Diaporthaceae
Exons: 3
Coding region: 1-1122 (373 amino acids)
Molecular function (GO): oxidoreductase activity, acting on single donors with incorporation of molecular oxygen, incorporation of two atoms of oxygen; iron ion binding
Source: RefSeq, a predicted model, not a curated record